AUGGCGGCCAUCAUGACGUUCUCGGCCCUCUACUGGGCGCUUCUUUCUUGUCUCGCGCUGGGAGCUGCAUCAUCUCAGCCAAAUGCCAUCGGCGAACAUGUCUACGGCCCGCUGGUCCCCCGAGGUCACGCCGGUAUGGCUGCUCGUCGCCACAUGCAUGCACAGGUCCACGCCAUGAACGCCUCUGUCGCCAACAUGAUGCUCUACGGCCGCGCCGACGAACCCGAUAACAGAAACCCCGAUGGAACACCCUACGGCCCUCUCUCUUACGUCCCCGGAUGCUUCUACUGCCCCUCGAUCGAGGACCUGGCGUUGGAGGGACGCGCACUGCUCGACAGCCUGACGACGGAGAAGAUGAAGACGUACAUGCGCAAGGACAGGGCCGACACGCUGCACGACAAGUGCGUCUUUUACACCAGCUCGCUCACCGCGCCUGAACCGAAAUACCUCAGCAAGGGCGCGUCCGACUGGGCGUGCCGCAAGGGGAAAAUCAGUAUCUGGCACAUGUGGCCCAACAAGGCCAUGGAGGCAGCUGAGCUCCAGUACCGCGACUUUUACGGCAUCUUUGAGCCCGGCUGGCUCAACUCGAUUGUCUCCCUGCCCAAGAUCAACAACGUGCCCCCGCACAUUGUCUACUUUGAAAACAUGUCCGAGGCCAUUGCCCAGUCGUGCUCGGGCGAGGUGGUCAUCAUCACCCAGUCGCCCGAUAACAUGAGGCAAUAUGUCGACGGCACACGCGGCGAGAACAUUUGGAAGAACAAGGAGCGGCCUGCGCUCGAGAUACUGUGGCGAAGGGGGGUUGUCACCAAGUUCUACGUGGUCGACUACAACAACAUGGACGACGCCUAUGAGUUCAACAUUGUCGACAGCUCCACGGGCGACAAGGUGUCGUCGAGGCUUAUUAAGGUUGCAUCGCGCGACGACGGGUUGGAGAAGCGGGCGAUUUGCGACAGCAGUGGGCUGGACUCGCUGUCGUCGAUGCCAGCAGACCCAUUUUCGGAUUCUUAUUCGUUGUUUUAG
This is a messenger RNA of Canariomyces notabilis, 1020 nucleotides long. RefSeq lists its product as uncharacterized. The transcript has a single exon. NCBI's taxonomy places the organism in Eukaryota, Fungi, Ascomycota, Sordariomycetes, Sordariales, Chaetomiaceae. The record is from RefSeq and is a predicted model, not a curated record. The coding region runs from base 1 to 1020 and encodes 339 amino acids.